CGUGGCCCCUCCUCUCUCUUACGCGCUCUCUCGCUCUCUCGCUAGGGUUAGGGUUUCUUCUAACCCACCCCACCCCUUUCUCUGGCCACCGCCAAUCUUCCCCUUCCUUUCUUAGGUUUAGGGUGUUUAUCUCGUCUAGGGUUAGGGUUCCCCUUCCGUUCUCUGUGGUUAGGGUUGGUUCUUAUUCUAUUAUUCCGAAGAUGAUGCAGCCAGCCGGCGGGAUGGUGCAGCCACAGAUGGCUCCCCCUCCGAUGGAACAGCAUCAGCAGACGCAGCCGCAGCAGUGGACGAUGAUGCCCCCUCAGCCGCAGCCGCAGUAUUACCAGGCGCCGAUGUGGAACCAGCAGCCGUCCCAGAUCCCGCCGCCGGUGCCCCAGCCGGUGCAGCAGCUCCCGCAGCAGCCCCAGCCGCAAUACCCGGGCCCACAGCCGGCCUCGGCCGACGAGAUCCGGACGCUCUGGGUCGGGGACUUGCAGUAUUGGAUGGACGAGAACUAUCUUUUCGGGUGCUUCGCCUCGACUGGAGAGGUUCUUUCUGUGAAAAUGAUCCGGAAUAAGCAGACUGGGCAAUCAGAGGGUUAUGGUUUUAUUGAGUUUGCAACUCGAGCAGCUGCAGAAAGAGUUCUUCAGGCUUUUAAUGGCCAAAUGAUGCCUAAUAUUGAGCAAACUUUCAGACUAAAUUGGGCUACCUGUGGAUCGGGUGAGAGACGUGAUGAUAGCCCUGAUUAUACAAUAUUUGUCGGGGAUUUGGCCUCUGAUGUCACAGAUUACUUGUUACAAGAGACAUUCAAAACUCGCUACCCAUCAGUUAAGGGGGCAAAAGUUGUCUCAGAUAGACUUACUGGGCGAUCCAAAGGCUAUGGCUUUGUUAGGUUUUCAGAUUCAAAUGAACAAACACGUGCUAUGAAUGAAAUGAAUGGAGUUUACUGUUCAUCAAGGCCUAUGCGGAUUGGUGCAGCUGCCAGCAAGAAAGCUGGUGCUCAACAGUAUUCUUCAAACGCUUCUUACCAGACUGCACCAGGAGCUGAGUCCGAGAAUGAUCCAAAUAAUACCACUAUAUUUGUUGGUGGGCUUGAUCCAAUUGUCACUGAGGAACAUCUGAGACAAGUUUUUAGCCAAUAUGGUGAGUUGGUCUAUGUAAAGAUACCUGUAGGCAAGCGAUGUGGGUUUGUUCAAUUUGCAGUCAGGUCAUGUGCUGAGGAGGCCCUGCAGAUGUUAAAUGGAACCCAACUUGGGGGGCAGAACAUACGGCUUUCAUGGGGUCGUAGUCCAGCAAAUAAACAGCCACAGCAGGAUUCUACCCAAUGGAAUGGUAGCUAUUAUGGGUACACCCAGGGCUAUGAUACAUAUGGAUAUGCUCCUCCUCAAGAUCCCAACAUGUAUGCAUAUGCAUCAUAUCCAGGAUAUGGGAACUAUCCGCAGCAGCAGCAGCAGCAGCAGCCACCGCAGCAGCAGUGAUAUUUUGAUGACAUGAGGGGCUACAGACAUGCGUGGUUCUAGUAAUGCUAGUUUCUGAACCUGUGUUUACUCCUGAGCUGUUGUGUCUAUUGAUAAGAGUAGUCUUCCUUGUUGAAGUGACCUGCCUUGUAUCUUGUCCAGAUCCUUGCAGGAUUGCUCUUUAUAGUGCAACUUUGUAAUGCUGCAGGGACCUCAGAGCUGCAGCUGGUGGUGGUGAUUGGAGAGUUUCUUUUUCUGUUUUUUUUAGUAGUUCUAGCUUUUUAACUUAUCUUAGUUUUAUUGGGAGUAUUUUGUUUGAAUUAUAUUUAAUAGCAUGCUAUGCUGGAUGGUUAGUAUAAGAAACUUGGUUGAUGUGACAAUUCAUGUCUUUUGCUGUGAAAAUUUAUAUUUGGCCAGUUUCUUAUAA
This is a messenger RNA of Phoenix dactylifera (date palm), 1863 nucleotides long. RefSeq names its product polyadenylate-binding protein RBP45. Gene Ontology annotation, molecular function: mRNA binding. Lineage: Eukaryota; Viridiplantae; Streptophyta; Magnoliopsida; Arecales; Arecaceae. Gene Ontology annotation, cellular component: cytosol. The record is from RefSeq and is a predicted model, not a curated record.